AAGUGAUAAUCCCAAUAUUUUUUUCCUCUUUAUGGGAAAAGGGAGACAAAAACAGUACUACGUACUACUAAGUUGGAUCAAUUUUUUGGUGUUAUUAAUUUCAUUAUUGUCGCAAAAACACUCUCUCAGUCGCAUACCAGCGAGCGUUUCGUUAUAAAGUAAAAAAACCGAUGGUCGAUCUGAGUUCUAAUGAAAUUGAUGAUGAUAAUAUGAUAUACAACAUUUAUUUUAUUUGAAAAGCCCCCCUAGAAUUUGAUGGAAAGAAAAGACCGCAAGUCAUUGCAUUGUAUGUUCCAAGUUAACUAAAAACAAACGCGCUUGCUUUCCGUAGGCAUUGAGAUGGAUCCAUCCAUACGACCAUACUGGAAGAGUAAAAACUAGAAAACGGCAAGACAUGGGAAAAACACAAAGGAAGGACAAAACAGUAAUUUCACUAAAACUCCCCAUUUUAAGGUUGACAACGACUACAAGCAAACCUCUGGUCUACCUGUACAUUUUACUAACACGCGUAGUUGUAUUUUUUUAAGAAAUAUGUUAUAUAUAUAGAGGAGAUGCUUUGGCUUGUGGGGAAUAAAUAUAAGAGGGUAGUCUAACAUCAGCGCCUAACAUAUAUAUACAAGGGUCGAUAUAUAUAGAAACAAAAUAAUAAAGAUUGUGAAGAUCAUGGAGAGAGUAUGUUGCAUGUGCGGCGACGUCGGUUUCUCCGACAAGCUCUUCAGCUGCGGGCACUGCCGCUGCCGCUUACAGCACUCUUAUUGUAGCAACUACUACAGCGAGUUUGCGGAGCCUGCCAAGAUUUGCGACUGGUGCCGCAGCGACGACCGGAAGCUGGGAAACGUUGCUAGACAUGGCGGCUCUUCUUCAAAGAAGUCUUCUUCUUCCGUUAAUUAUGAAAAUGAUGAGUUCACAAACCGACCGGACUAUUCGUCCGGCCGCGAGAUCAAUCAUAACAAUAACCAUCAUGGUCAAGUGGCCGAAGGCGUUGCCGGAGCUGGAGGCGGAGUGCCGUCGCCUAAGACGGCCACACGAAGGUACAAGCUUCUCAAAGAUGUCAUGUGUUAGUUUAAACUGACGAAAGGUAUUAGAAAAAUUAGUUAUAAUAAUAUUACUCUUUGGAGAAUGUGUGAUUAAAUUAUAUAGGUAUAUAUAUGUAUAAAUUAGCCACUACGGAGAGAACAAAAAAAAAAAAAAAAGCGUCUUUGUUUGUUUUCAUCCUUUUUUGUCCUUCUUACUUAAUUUGUAAAAUGAAUGUGUGUGCGUGGGCUUGUGUUUUCUUAAUCAGCAUAUAUAGUUAUUAAUUACUG
Molecule: messenger RNA, 1304 nt
Organism: Arabidopsis lyrata subsp. lyrata
Lineage: Eukaryota; Viridiplantae; Streptophyta; Magnoliopsida; Brassicales; Brassicaceae
Exons: 2
Coding region: 664-1062 (132 amino acids)
Source: RefSeq, a predicted model, not a curated record